UGUCAACCAGUCGGAGGGGAGAGCAGUCGACAUUCUGGGCAAAAUAAGUGUCCCCGCUGGAUGGGCCAGUUGGAUAGCCAGAUAAGCUUGUCAGAUUUGGUUAUCUGAUUUGUUUAGGGUCAGCAAAGGGGAAAAAUAUGUCAUAUUCAGGUGUAAAUCUUACUGGAAGAAGUGAUGUUAAGUCAAUGGUUUACCUCCCGGUCAGGUCAUUUAAGGUGCAGUCUGUGAACUCUGCCACCUUGGCUGUCUAGAGCAUCAGUGGUUCAGAAAGGGGUAUGGCCCCAGCCCUGACCAAGAUCCUGAAAGAUGGCCAUGGCAUCCACCUGUCCUCACCUCCUUCAUCUGUCAGAGUGGACUCAAACAGGAGAGCUGUGCGCAGCGCUGAGCUAGAGCCUCACAUGCGAUUGACAGAGGACGAUGACCCCCAGAAGAUGUGGCUGAACCUUUCCUUGUUACCCUCUCUUGAUUCCUGCCUGUCCGCGAGCCCUCUCCACGUCCCUGCCAACCCUGUGCUUUCCCCAUGUUUGCAGGAGUCUGCCAGCCAGUGUGAGGCAGUGCUCCUCUCCAGCCCUGCUUCCCUCCUGAGCUUCUUGUCCUUCAAUAAAGGCCUCGUAGAUUCUCAUCAGGUGGUCUCCAUCUUACCAGGUGUACCAGACAUGUUUUUAGGCCCUGUCCCUGAGCACAAUAGCCAAGAGGCUUGUCUGCUGCAUGGCUGCAGUACUGCUCCUGAAUGUGGACCAGAUGGUGUUGAUGUGCAUCACUCCCCUUUUACCCUUACCGGUGUUUCUCCUUUAGAGUCCCUUGGAGAGAUAAAGUCCCAGGGCUUCACUCCCUUCUUUGCACCCCAACCUGCACUGAUGCAGGAGAAAGCAGCGGGAGUAGGCUGUCCUCCUCCACCUUCAGUGCAGCCUUGCAGUGGCAGGGUGAACUUUCACCAGCUGGCACCCAAAGCUGUGCUGGAGAAGGCUGUGAAGCAGAAGCUCUCCAGGCAGACAGGGCUGCACAGCCGAGCUUGUAGGCUGCAGAGGAGACUGCAAGCCCUGCUUGGAGAGCAUGCUUUGCUACACUGCAACCAGCAGCUGGAUGGGCUGAAAAGACACUGUCAUCUUGGAGAUGCGUCUCAUGACAGCCUGGACUCCCUACAUCCUGGUUUACCACCUCCACACGUGGGUAGUAAACCCAAUUUUUCUAGGCUAGAGUCGUCCACAGCCUCAUCUUCUUUGACAGAGCUCAGAGAGUUCAGUCGCUUCAGCCAGGCGGUGCUGAGAGGCCUGCAGGAGGCCUUGGACUCUGAGGCCACGGCCAGCAGCAGCUCAGAUGAUGAGUUAGAGGAACAUAAGAGUAACGGCAAAACCAAGACUUCACCUGUCAACAGCAGCAGCUGUGAGAGGCGAUGGCUGGAAGAGAGAGCGGAGCUGGGCAGCAGAUGGAGCUGGUUGCAGCUGCGUCUGGCCGAGCUGGAGGGGAGGAUACAACAAAUGGUGGAGCUCCACAAGCACAUCCACUCUUCCAAAGGUGGUGUGGUGCUUGCAGAGUCCCAGCCACUGACGGACAGGCAGAUUCAGCAGACCCUGCUGAGGGAAAUGACGGGGUUAUCCUGCACAGCCUCAGAUGCUGAUGCUGAACCCUGCAGCCCCAUACGCCUUCUGCAUAACAUAGAGAGACAGAGUGCCCAGCUUAACCAGAUCGUCAACAGUCUGAUGCCUCCUCUCAGCUUUUCGCCGCUCUCAAAACAAGCACAGACGUGUAAAGUCAAGGGAACCUUCACAAGUGGUCAGAACGGAGGUGAUGUUUUUGUGCCGGGGAGCUCUAAGAGAAGCAGACUGUCAAUCAGGAGGUCUUUCAAGGCUGAUAUGUCACGUGUUUGUGCCCGAACCCGACCCUUGGUCACCUACCACAAACCCAGACUCUUUGCUCUCAGCAUCUGUAAACCCAGUGGUCUACAGGACCCGCAGAAGUCCAUGUCCACCCUCUCGUCUUCUCUCUCAUCAUCUUCCUGUUCAUGUUGCUCUUCUUGUGAUCCUGUAGUCCUGUGUUCUGAUCCUGACUGCAGCUCCAGCUUGGCCCCAUCCUCCAGGAAACAGAGCUCCAGACCUCACACUGUGUUGUCUUGUUCAUUUGAUACUUCUCUGUCCCACCACUUAAAGAGACACCUAGCCAGAGAGGAAUGGUCCCAAAGGCCUUUAGUUAUCAAUGCCCAAUCUCCCACUCCAGCACACUACAACAGACGCAGCUCCACACCACUGCACAACAGUCACAAAUACAAGCAGCAUGCAAGGCAUCAUAAAAGCAGAGUUAUGGGUCUGUCACCUAUAAUGAUGGCAGGCUCCACUCAGAGUCAACACAGAAAAGCCAAUCAGAGGAAAAGGAAGAGAAGACACAUCCACAGGCUGAGAGAAGAUGAGGAGGAUGUCCUGUACCGGCUCUGUGAGCUAGAGGAAAGUUCAGAUGAUGUGCUGGAGGAGAGCUACACACAGGUUUCACGCAAGCAGGCUUCUCAAGGCUCUGUUCGCAAACGCCAGGGAGAGAGUGUGUACAACAUCAACAACAUUGUCAUCCCCAUGUCAAUGGCUAAAGUGGAAAAAUUGCAGUACAAAGACAUCCUCACACCCAGGUGGCGAGUGGUGUCCACCAAGUCUCUGAUAGAGAAUGAGGAGGGGCAGGUUGAGGAUCUCAGCGAUGAAGUCUUUACUCGGAGACACAUGACUUUUGAGCAAAGAGAGAAAUUGCGCUGGCCAUCCUGGGGAAAGAGGAAAUGCUGCAGGCGUCCUACACGAUCUGGCAGCAGGCUGUCAGGCAGUGGAGGCGGGAUGUGCACAUCAGGAGAGGAGAGCUCUGUGGAAUGGAGUGGUGCUCAGCUUGAUACUGAAGAACAGCCAAGCUCAGAGGAGUGGCUGCCUCAGACACCCUGGGAGCCACGAGUGUUUCCUUUGGGUGAAGAAGAAGAAGAAGCUCUGCUCUGUGAUAGAUUAGAAAACAUCCCCUCAGGGCGGUCAGAGUCUGCAUCUGCCUCCUCCUCAUCAAAGAACUCAAACUCCCAUCUCUCCUCAGCUCAGUCCUCUGGUGCUACACUGCCCUCUGGUGCACAAAGCUGGAGCAUUACACCUAACUGUAGCUGAGAAGGGCAGUGCCUUGCUUCUUCAUAUCUUCUCACGUCUGGGACCAUGAGAAGAAAAUAUGCCCUGGGAACCUUAAUCGGGAACUGAAUACAUUCCAUGAGUAUAGUGUUUUGAUGUUGUUAGCUUAAUACUUUGAAGCAGAAGUGUUUAUUUAGUGACUGUUGUAAAGUGUAGUUUUAACUGAUUACUAUAGCUCCUGCCAUACUUUCAGGUUUUACCUUAUGAGAGGUACUGUAUGUAAAGAAAUAUAUACCAGCACAACUCCACUGUAGUCUCAGGUUUGUGGACUGUUUGUAGUUGUUACUUGAUAUUUAUUUUCACAGUUGUCUUAAAAAAUUUGUAUAGAAUGACUUUAGUACACACAUAUGUUAACUUCCACUGGAUUUACUUGUGCUUUUUGAUUUCAUGUUUUUUUCUGAUGUGAUUUUGAUAUAUAUUUUUUAUGAAGAAUGAAAAAACCUAUUAGUAAAUGUAAACAUUGGUAAACAUAGUGGAUGUCAUACUUUUCU
This is a messenger RNA of Lates calcarifer (barramundi perch), 3628 nucleotides long. RefSeq names its product KAT8 regulatory NSL complex subunit 1-like (gene kansl1l). The record is from RefSeq and is a predicted model, not a curated record. Gene Ontology annotation, molecular function: histone acetyltransferase binding. NCBI's taxonomy places the organism in Eukaryota, Metazoa, Chordata, Actinopteri, Centropomidae. The coding region runs from base 276 to 3119 and encodes 947 amino acids. Gene Ontology annotation, cellular component: NSL complex. The transcript is spliced from 16 exons.